GUUACAAUUUUUUAAACCCUAAGAGCAUCCGCAUUAGCGGUUGUUAAGCGGGUCAUGGGCUCGAGUUCUAAAGGCCGAAACAAUUAAAGAAAAUGAAAAAUGGGUUUAUUUGCGUGAACCGGGCCUUACGGAUGAACCCGUAAGAAGGGAGUUCAAGCCACGCGUCGAUCAAUCAUUGGCUUCUCCAAUCCGCGUUGACGAGGAAGAAAGCAGGGUUUCCGUGUUAUUCGACUCAUUUCUCUUUUCUCUGUAAACUCUAGGGUUUCUUCUCUCGGGGGCGAUUUUUUGUGCGACGGCGAAUCCCGAAGGUUCUCUCCAUCCAAUCGACGACGGAGUGUCAUUUACACGAUCUCAGAUGGAUCCCGCAGCAGAGAGAAGAGACGCAAAGAGGAACAUUGAGUACAACAACUCAUUAGGCUAUGUGGCGGAUUCAGAGUAUUCCAAAAAGGUGUUACUGCGGUGGGAGAAUGAUUGGUGAGGUUCAGAGGAAGGAGGAGCACGACACUCUUCCUGGGAAGCGGUUCUUCACCUGCAUAAACUACGAGGCUGAUGGGCUCCACUACCGUCAGCCUUGGGUGAUUGGUGUACAGGAGGAGAUCGAAAGGCUGACUAGCCGGCUGGAGGAGGCUGAGAAGGUUAUCAAGGAGGUGCCCAUCCUCAAUGAACAGAUCGUGUCUCUAGAGGAACAGGUUAAAAGCCUCUUUGGUCUGCUCGAUGUUCUCACUGUGAAGGUGCAUGACCUGGAGAUGAUCUGCUUGGAUUGAAAAGCAAAGGUCACGGGCUGGAGUUGAAGUUGUAUGGCAGGAAGGGAAUCCACAUGUUUCAUUAGCUUUAUGGUUGUAGUGUAUCACGGGAAAGUGUAGUGUUUUGUAUCUUUCUACACUUCAUUUCAAUUAAGUUGUCUAUGUACUUUGUACUUUUUUGGUUGCUCACGGGAAAGUGUAGCAACCACAUGUCUUGAACUUGUUUGGUUGUA
This is a messenger RNA of Raphanus sativus (radish), 976 nucleotides long. RefSeq lists its product as uncharacterized. The coding region runs from base 420 to 764 and encodes 114 amino acids. Lineage: Eukaryota; Viridiplantae; Streptophyta; Magnoliopsida; Brassicales; Brassicaceae. The record is from RefSeq and is a predicted model, not a curated record. The transcript has 5 exons.